CUUUUACUAUGGACGACUUGAUGAGAUGAUAUGAGGUACGAAUGCUUUCACCACCUUAGGUACAUGAGCACUUUACACUGUUUCAAAUGCUUCACUUACCUAUAGGUACGUGCCAAGCAGCUGCUUUGGUCUGUGUAGUGUAAGUUAUGAUCAAGGGCAGACGGGGGGUGAUAUAUCUGGGCACAACCCUAACCCUGUUGGUUUCUUGGUGUUCUUGGCGCCGAUGCAUGAACGUCGACGUCUCAACAUCACGACCAUGGUCGACGGAUGAGCAAACCGAGGCCCCCAUCUUCUUUGACCAUGGCCAUGAAACGUACUUUAUAUGACUCAUAAACACCUUUUGAGUGCAGUAGAACCCAAUACCAACAGAUUUCCGCAUGGCUUCCUCCGCGACCGCAAAAAUGGGCACUUUGCCCGCCAUGAAGCGACAGCAUCUGCUUGCCGAGUUUGCCGGGCUCAAACAAGCCUGCCCACACGGCAUCUAUGUCAGUCUGACGCCGGGCGACCCAACCCUUUGGUCGGGUGUAAUCUUCGUCCGCAAAGGCCCUUACGCAAACGCCAUCCUCCGCUUCCACAUUUCCUUUCCGGACACGUACCCGUCGCUGCCGCCCCUCGUCACCUUCUCGACCGACAUGUUUCACCCGCUCAUCACCCCUCUUACCACCUACAUGUACUCAACCGAUGUGCAGGACGGCGGGACCGUGAGCGCCUCGGACGACGAGCGGCUGCCCCCCGGCGGCUUCAGCCUGCGGCAUGGGUUUCCGGGCUGGUUUGGGCGGGGCUCGAGGGCGGCGCGGGCGCAGGCAGCGACCCAGCACGAAAGUAGGGGGAGGGAGAGCACUGGUCAGGGCUCGGGGGCUGCUGCUACUGGGGGGUAUUUUGCUGUCGAGGGGAGUAAGGUGGUGGUUUCAAGUGGUGGUAGUAGUGGUGAUGUUAAUGGCAGUGCCGCGGCAGUCACGACGCCGCCGAGGAACAAGGGCGCAGUCACGGUCACGGCCACGGCCACGGGAGGGACGACGCCUGCCUCGGCCGCAUCCAGGGGAUCGGCUGCCUCGUCGUCCUCUGCUGGUACGCCGGGGUACGCACAGACCCGCCGCGGCGGGAGAGAGGUGUCAACGUACGAGGUGCUGAGGUACAUCCGGAGUACGUUUGACGAUGAGGAUGUGCUGGAUUCGGUGCCGCUUGAGGCCGCCGGUAACCCUGGCGCCUGGCAUGCGUGGCGCACACACCGCCGGCAGACGGCGGGGAAGGCGUCCUCCGCUUCGGAGGGUGAGGCGGCUGCUGCUGCCAGUGGUGGGAGUCUCACUCCGGCUGCUCCUGGUCAAAGCGCUCCCGUCACGACCAGACGUCCAGAAGAAUGGAACUGGGAGGGGGUUUGGGAGGAGAGGGUAAGAAGGGGCAUUGCGGCCAGCUUGUCAGAGGGUGUACUGUACGGGAAUGCUGGGGCGGCUGAUGAAGUGAUCAACUUCCUCAACAUGGACGAUGCUGAGGUCGAGGGAGCGAAAUCAAAUCUGCUCCGUACGCUUGGCGCAUCGGCUUAGCACGAAGGCCUCUGCAUGGCAGGCUGGUUCUUUCCCGGGUGCAUGACCCUCGGCUAGCUUGGAAGGGAAGGUGGAUUGGUAGGCGCCUCUACAGUACCUGACGCCUUUCAGGGAGUUGGUGGUGUACUCUUCUAGGCUUGGAAUCCAAGUCACUCAUCGUACUCGGCAGCGGUUUCGUAGUGGAGUGGAGACCUUGUCUGCCGUUUCGCGCGUCGGGUGUUAGGUGGCUAAGGUAC
This is a messenger RNA of Canariomyces notabilis, 1777 nucleotides long. RefSeq names its product UBC-like protein. The transcript has 5 exons. Lineage: Eukaryota; Fungi; Ascomycota; Sordariomycetes; Sordariales; Chaetomiaceae. The coding region runs from base 378 to 1541 and encodes 387 amino acids. The record is from RefSeq and is a predicted model, not a curated record.